Molecule: messenger RNA, 3409 nt
Organism: Ooceraea biroi (clonal raider ant)
Lineage: Eukaryota; Metazoa; Arthropoda; Insecta; Hymenoptera; Formicidae
Product: squamous cell carcinoma antigen recognized by T-cells 3
Biological process (GO): RNA processing
Molecular function (GO): protein binding; RNA binding
Source: RefSeq, a predicted model, not a curated record
ACCUUCACAGAGAUCCACAGUGAUCGGUGUUUCAAUCACAAAGGUAAAGCAAAAAGAGAUCGUCUGGCUUGUAAGCUUGCUUGCGAAGGUUACUAAACAUCGUGCUCGAAAGUUCUUCAAAAGGGAUACAGGAAAUGGACGUUUCGAUGGAGGAAACUGACGAAACAGCUCGUCAAGAAAACUCCGACGUCGAGGAAGAGACGAUAGAAACCGAAGCGAGAGCGGAAUCCAAUGAAGAAAUGGACGAAGAAAACGAAUCCGAUAGCGACGAGGUAGACGACGACGAGGUAGAUGCCGAUGAGGCAGAAGUAAACUCUCUGCAAGCUCUCUUGAGAAAAAACCCGUAUGACUAUACCAGUCAUACAGCCUUGAUCAAGAAAUUGCAGGAGAUGGGGAAUGAGCGGUAUCGCUUGCUAGACGCCAGACAGAACAUGAGCAAUGCGUAUCCACUGAGUCCCGAGCUGUGGCUUUCGUGGAUACGCGAUGAAAUUGAACUGGCACUCACAGACGAGGACAAGGUCGAAAUAACACAGCUAUGUGAGCGUGCGGUCGAAGACUAUGUUUCUGUAGAAGUAUGGCUGGAAUACUUGCAAUUUAGCAUCGGAAACAUGGGCUCGGAAAAGGAUGCAGCUAAACACGUCCGCAAACUCUUUGAACGUGCACUAAUUGUCGUAGGCCUGCAUACCACUAAAGGAGCAAUAAUAUGGGAAGCAUUUCGAGAAUUCGAAACUGUUUUACUUGCACUGAUCGAUAGCGCAAAUCUAGCAGGAAAGAAAGACCAAUUGGGGCGUAUCGCUAGUUUAUUUCAACGUCAGUUAGCGUGUCCUCUGUUAAAUAUGGAAAAGACAUACGAGGAGUAUCAGUCUUGGCAUAUGGGAGAUGGCGCAGAAGCAACCAUUGAUGACAAUAUUAUUUCAGUAACAUACGAGCGGGCUUUUGCAAAAUUGAGCACGCUUCUUCCUUAUGAGGAGAAACUGAUCUCCGCGCAAGGCGAAAGUGAGCUGACCGAUGCUUACAAGGGAUAUUUACUGUAUGAAAAACAACAACGCAAUCAAGAUCGUAUUGUACUCCUUUAUGAAAGGGCGAUAACUGAUUUGAGCUUGGAGAUACCGAUUUGGUUGGAUUAUCUCAAUUAUCUCGAGGAUACAAUAAAAGAUGAGCUUGUGUUACUACCAGUCUAUAAACGAGCGUCAAGGAACAUUCCAUGGUGCUCGAAAGUGUGGCAAAAGUGGAUGAGAUCGUCUGAGAUGUGGGGAGAGCAUGCACAAGUACAAGAAUUAUUUGGGCUGGCCUUAUCCUCCGGGUUUUCAACAGCAAAUGAUUACCGAAACGUGUGGCUCACGUAUCUCGAACAUCAACGGCGCAGAAUUGAACAAUGUUCCGAGGAAGAGAGGGAAAAGUGUCUAGAUAUUAUUCGUCGUACAUUCGACAAAGCAUGCGAACGUCUGGCAAACGACUUUGGACUAGACGGCGAUCCCAAUUGCAUUAUCUUGCAAUAUUGGGCAAGAACCGAAGCAAUACAUGGAAAUAACAUGGAAAAGGCGAGAACAUUAUGGGCUGACAUUCUUUCACAAGGACAUUCUGCAACGGCAUCUUAUUGGUUGGAGUAUAUAUCACUGGAACGGUGCUAUGGGGAUACAAAACAUUUAAGGAAACUGUUCCAGAAAGCCUUGGCUUCCGUGAAAGAUUGGCCAGAAAGUAUAGCAAAUGCGUGGAUAGAUUUUGAACGUGAUAAAGGAACUCUGGAACAAAUGCAGCUCUGUGAAGUGAAAACGAAAGAGAAGAUUGAUAAAGUUAUGGAAGAGAGACAAAAAGAGCAGCAAGUUCCUAUCCUGAGCGAAUCUCGCGAGUUUACGCGCAAUAAGAAAGCCACCAAGAGAAAAUUAAGUGAUGAUACUGGUAAAUGGAAGCAUUUAGGAAAUUCUUCAACAAAAAUUGUGAAAUCCAACUUGCAAGCAAAAUCAAAAGGAGAAAAUCUCUCGGACACUGUCGGCGGGAGAAUAAACGAGAAAACUCAAGAGAAACCAAAAUCACUACCACCUCCUGGUUUUCAACCAGAGGAUAAAGAUAUGGAUGACAAAGAUAGUGAGCAUGAAAUAGACAGUAGCAUUACUGUUUUCGUUAGUAAUUUAGACUAUACGGUAACUGAAGACGAAGUACGAGAUGCCCUAAAACCAGCUGGAUCAGUAACGUCAUUCAGAAUGGUAAAGGAUUACAAAGGACGUGGCAAAGGAUAUUGUUAUGUACAGUUGAGCAGCGCAGAAGCCGUGGGAGAAGCUUUAAAAUUAGACAGAACGCCCAUUAAUGGACGUCCUAUGUUUGUUUCAAGAUGUAAUCCUAAUAAAGAUACUAGAAGUUCCGGAUUCAAGUACAGCUCUAGACUUGAAAAAAAUAAACUCUUUGUUAAAGGACUUCCGCUCACGAUCACGAAAGAAGAACUUGAGGAAAUAUUUAAAGUUCAUGGAAAUUUGAAGGAAGUCCGCAUGGUUACUUACCGUAAUGGGCACUCAAAGGGCUUAGCUUAUGUCGAGUACCACGAGGAAACGACUGCUGCGAAAGCCCUUUUAACUAGCGAUGGUAUGAAAAUACAGGAUAAAGUGAUUACAGUUGCGAUAAGUAAACCGCCCGAUCGUAAGAAAACUCAAACGGUGGAGGAAGAUAAGGAACAAGUAAAAUCAUUAGGCGGUACGACGACAAGCCGUACCACGUUUGGAGUACCCAAGACUUUAUUGUCUAUGGUACCUCGUAACGUUAAAGCUAACGUUAGUAACGGUAAUGGCAACACGAGUCGAACUGGGAACGGAGUUGCGCAGCCAAUGAACAAUCAAGAUUUUCGAAAUAUGUUUCUUAAGAAAAAAUAACUUGCUAUUAUAUAAUAAUAAUGAUUACACUGUAAUAAGUACUGUACAGUAAUAUUUUUCCUUAGUUUACUAAACAUCAUCUUGGUAUGAAACUUUCAUCCCAAGUUAGCCACUACGCUAAUUACAAUGCCUAACCGCAACUAAUUAAUACUAAGUUGCAGUUUCGCACUGAAUAGAUACAACAGCAUACAAGAAAAAAUGUAUGAUUAAAAAAUUGUCGAAAUUAUUAAAACUUUAGUUUUAUGUAUUGCAUUAGAUACUCGUAUAAAAUAUAUUUGAUUUUUUAUUUUUUCGAUGCACUACGUAAGAAUGUAAAAAGUUUUUCUUAUGCAUACAAGUGCACAUUUUCUAAAGCAUUUUGCGGUAUCAAGAGGUAUGUAAAAGAGGUGUAUACAACUUGGAGAAAGCUACUAAAAUUAUUGUACUAAUAACAGCAUUGUAGAGAUUAUGUAUCAAAACUGUUGUUAAUACACAUCGAUCCUUGUACGUGAUCAUGUCACGAAUAUAUAUCGCAAGAUAUGUAAAAUGUAAAAUAAAUACUUUUAAUA